Messenger RNA from Rhizophagus irregularis DAOM 181602=DAOM 197198, 4756 nucleotides. RefSeq lists its product as uncharacterized. Lineage: Eukaryota; Fungi; Glomeromycota; Glomeromycetes; Glomerales; Glomeraceae. Gene Ontology annotation, biological process: phospholipid translocation. Gene Ontology annotation, molecular function: ATP hydrolysis activity; magnesium ion binding; ATPase-coupled intramembrane lipid carrier activity. Gene Ontology annotation, cellular component: trans-Golgi network; plasma membrane. The record is from RefSeq and is a predicted model, not a curated record.
UUAUACGGAUCAGGGAAAGAACAUGCAACUAUAAUUAAUGCAUAAAAUAUUACCAGUUACCUUCUUAGGGCAUUAUCACGUUUUAUUGUAUUGUACUUCAAAACUGUAACCUCGACAAUUUGCAAAGCCUCAACAAAAAAAUAAACCAUUUAUUUCUAAUACACUCACUUUCCUUUUAACUACCUUAAUAUUUAUUCUACACCUUCGUUUUUUUCUCGCGCCAUCUUACGGCAGAGACUCUUUUUGUUACACAUUGUCCGAGUCACAAAUUCCGUUGAAAUUGAGACUUUACUUAUAACAUUUUUCUAAGAAAAACUCCUUAAAAAAAAGUCAAUAUGACUUUUUUUGGUCGGAAGAAAAGACAAGACAAUGACAUUGAGAAUAGUUCAGGUUCAGGACACAAAAGAAAUGUGUCCACAGUGUCAGCAACGCAAGUCCUUCCAAAACGUUGUGUAUACGUGAAUAUGCCAUUUCCACAAGCUGAGUUGGAUCAGUAUGGGGAACCAAAAACACAAUAUGCCGCGAAUAAAAUUCGAACCUCAAAAUAUACCUUACUAACCUUUUUACCAAAAAAUCUUUUUGAACAAUUCCGUAGAGUAGCGAAUAUUUAUUUCCUUUUUGUAGUUCUUCUACAACUAGUUCCAAUGGUUGGUGGACAGACUGACCCUAUUUUAGCUGCUUUACCACUUAUCUCAAUUAUCGCAAUGACUGCUAUCAAAGAUGCUUUUGAAGAUUGGAAGCGUCAUUCACAAGACAAUUCCUUAAAUAAGUCAAGAACAAUACGGUUGGAAAAUUGGAACAAUGUUAAUAUACCACACGGACAAAGUAGUCGAUUGGGUAAAUUAUUGAAUUUGGGAAGUUAUAAAAAUAAGGGGAAUAAUAGUGUUAGUGGUUAUAAGGGCUCUAGAAGUCUUGGAGAAUCAGACUUAACAAAAAAUAAUGCAAAAUGGACUGCGAGUCGUUGGCAGGAUGUAAAAGUAGGAGAUAUUAUUCGAUUAAAGAACAAUGAUUCUAUCCCCGCUGAUGUGAUAAUUUUAUCCACAAGUGAACCAGAUGGUCUGUGUUAUGUAGAAACUAAAGAACUAGAUGGUGAAACGAAUCUUAAAAUUCGUCAUUGUGUUUCUUCCACUGCUUCAUUAAAGUCAGAAAAUGAUUGUGAACGUGCUUCAUUUUAUGUUGAGUCUGAACCUCCACAUUCAAAUUUAUACUCUUAUACUGGUGUACUACGUUGGCCCGAUCAACCGGGGAUUGAAAAUGAUCAAAAAAUAGAGCCAGUGUCUAUUAAUAACGUUUUAUUGAGAGGUUGUGUCAUACGUAAUACUGAAUACGCAAUAGGAUUAGUUAUUUUUACUGGCGUAGAUACAAAAAUUAUGUUAAAUUCCGGAGAUACACCCAGUAAGAGAAGUCGUAUUGAAAUAGAAACAAAUUUUCAUGUCACCAUGAAUUUCAUAAUUUUGUUCUUAUUGUGUUUAGGUUCUGCAAUUGCUGAUGCCAUUUAUUAUCUUAAACCUACAAGUUCUGCAGAUUUUUUUGAAAAUGGAGGCGGUAAUGGUGAUUCAGCAAAUGCAAGCGGUUUUUUUACUUUUUGGGUGAGCUUAAUAUUAUUUCAAAAUAUUGUACCAAUUUCAUUAUAUAUUACCAUUGAAAUGGUAAAAACAGUUCAAGCUUAUUUUAUCUAUUCUGAUGUUGAUAUGUAUUAUGAGAAACUUGAUUAUCCAUGUACACCAAAGACAUGGAAUAUAUCUGAUGAUCUAGGUCAAAUUGAGUACAUAUUUUCUGAUAAAACUGGAACUUUAACUCAAAAUGUUAUGGAGUUCCGUAAAUGUACUAUUAACGGAGUAGCUUAUGGAUUAGGUGAGACUGAUACUACACGUGGUGCUAAACUUGCAAAUCCUGAUCAAAAUUCAAAAGUUAAAGAUGGUGUUAAUCUUGAUGCUGAAAAAGAAUUAAUGUUAACUGAAAUGACUAAACUAUUCGAUAAUCGCUACAUUUCAUCAAAUCCCACAUUCAUUGAUUCUAAGUUAUACCAGGAUUUAAGAGCGGCAGAUCGACAAGCGAAAGCUAUACAAGAUUUUUUUUCAGCUCUUGCCUUAUGUCACACCGUCCUUGUAGAACAUCCUGAUGAAAAUAAUCCUUAUAAAAUUGAUUAUAAAGCACAAUCUCCUGAUGAAGCAGCUCUUGUAGGUUGUGCUAGAGAUGUUGGUUUUGUAUUUCUUGAACGUUUUCAAGAUACUUUGACUAUAGAAUUAAUGGGUGAACGCAAGGAAUUUACUUUGUUAAACGUGUUGGAAUUUAACAGUACGCGUAAAAGAAUGUCAGUAAUUUUAAGACCUCCUGAAGGUGGUGUGGUCUUGUUAUGUAAAGGUGCUGAUAGUGUGAUUUAUGAACGACUUGAAAAAGGCCGUCAAACAAAAUUAAGAGAGGAAACUUUGGUUGAUUUGGAAGCUUUUGCAAAUGAAGGUCUUCGUACACUUUGUAUUGCUUAUCGAGUCAUAUCGGAUGAGGAGUAUAAUGUAUGGGUUAAAAAUUAUGAAGAAGCUGCUUCAAGUAUCUAUGAUCGUGAGGAAAAGAUUGAACAAGCGUGUGAAAUGAUCGAACAUUCUUUGAUUCUAAUGGGUGGUACUGCUAUUGAAGAUCGUCUUCAGGAAGGUGUUCCUGAAUGUAUAGCAACUUUAGCUAGAGCAGGAAUUAAAAUUUGGGUACUUACCGGUGAUAAAACAGAAACUGCUAUUAAUAUUGGUUUUGCAUGUAACCUGUUACAGAAAGAUAUGCUUUUGAUCGUUAUUUCAGCAUCUGAUAAAGAGAGUGCGAAACGUCAAUUAGAUGAAGCUUUGGAUAAAUUUUUUGGACCUAAUGCGGAAAAUAAAAAUAGUAAACAUGCUCUUAUUAUCGAUGGUGAAACUCUCAAACAUGCAUUGGAUAAGAAAAUUAAACCCCAAUUUUUAGAACUUGGAAAGAGAUGCCAGAGUGUUGUUUGUUGUCGUGUUAGUCCUUUGCAAAAAGCUAAAGUCGUUGGUAUGGUAAAAGAAGGAUUAAAUGUUAUGACAUUAUCUAUUGGAGAUGGAGCAAACGACGUUAGUAUGAUUCAAGAGGCAAAUGUUGGAGUGGGUAUUGCCGGAGAAGAAGGCCGUCAAGCCGCAAUGGCAGCAGAUUACGCUUUUGCUCAAUUUAGAUUUUUAGAAAAACUUUUAUUAGUUCAUGGUCGAUGGUCUUAUAUAAGAAUUGCUGAAAUGAUUUCUUGUUUCUUUUAUAAAAAUAUAGUUUGGACAAUUGCAAUGUUCUGGUAUCAGAUUUGGGCAGGAUUUUCAGCACAAUAUCUUUAUGAUUAUACAUAUAUUAUGCUUUAUAAUCUUGUGUUUACAGCCUUUCCUGUAAUGUUUCUUGGUGCAUUUGAUCAAGAUGUUGAUGCUAAAACUUCAUUAAAAUAUCCACAAUUAUAUAAGCGUGGUAUUUUACAAGAAGAUUUUACAAAAUCGAAAUUUUGGCUUUAUGUUUUAGAUGCAAUUUAUCAAUCAGCUAUUUGUUUCUUUGUUUCUUUCGGCAUAUUUCAAUUUGGUUCAUCACAUCCAACAGGAUUAACAAAUAAUGGGUUGACCGAUUUAGGUACCAUGGUUGCAGGAUCUGUUAUUGCUACAGUAAAUAUAUACGUAGGUUUAAACACUAUGAAUUGGACAUGGAUGGCUUUUGUAAUUAUUGUUAUGAGUAUUCUUUCAUUUUAUGCAUGGGUUGAACUUUAUUCAAUUUGGUCAUCUCUUGGAUUUUUCCGAUUGGAUUUAAUAUUAUUUUCAGAAUUAGAUUUUUGGUUUGGAGUUGUAUUAGCAGUUUUUAUAAGUAUUUUACCACGUUAUACAGUAAAAUAUCUUCAUAAAACAUAUUGGCCUACUGAUACUGAUAUAAUUCGUGAAAAGAUUCGUAAAGAAAAGAAAACCAAAAGAAAGAGAAUAAUAGAUUUAGAAACUGAGGAAGAUAAAGUUCCUAUAACAGGAUCAGGAAGAAUUUUAGAUAAUAAUUCCUUUAAUACAAGUUCAAUAACAAUAAAUGAUGAUAUGCUUAGUGAUAGUUCACUUAGUGAUACACCAAUUAAAAAAGAACAAGUAAUUCCAAAAUUACCAAAAAUUACAACAAUUCCAAGGGGAAGAACGAUAUCAUUAAGAUCAGAAGAACAAGUUUAUCAUAUGCAAUCCGGAAAUAGACAAUCAUUCACAGGUUUCGCAUAUUCUAGUGAAGAAAGUUCAUUUGAAACAUUUAGAAAAUCAGUAUAUAGACCAACAAAACCUCAUUUAUUAAGAAAAACACAUCAUCGAUCAAAUACCACGACCGCAAUAGAAGAAGAAACAAUUAAUAGGAAAUCAUAUUUAUCAACAACAUCAUUGAAUCGUAGUCAAACUUUACCAAAUACAUUAUUUCGUAGGAUGUCACCAAGUCCCAGCCGAUCACCAUCACCUAAUAGAUCACAAAGAUAUGAUGAUGAUAGAAGAUUAAGAUCUGAAGGUGAAGAAGUUGAACUUUCUGUUAUGUCACCAUCUACACCAUCUACACCAUCUACACCACCAUCAUAAUAUAUAUAUAUAUAUAUAUAAUAUAUUUAUAUAUAAUUUUUUAUCUUUCUUUUUUACUUUGAGAACUUUGAAAUUUAAUUUAUUAAGGGAUUCAUGGGAAUCAUAGACUUUUUUUAUUAUCAUUUAUUUGAGAGAAUUUAGAUUUUUUUAUUUUUAAUCAUUCAUUUCGUGUAUUAUCUUUUUAAGCAUUUUUUUUU